Messenger RNA from Dalotia coriaria, 1331 nucleotides. It is a transcript of the gene Spf45, whose product is annotated as splicing factor 45. The transcript has a single exon. The coding region runs from base 90 to 1304 and encodes 404 amino acids. The record is from RefSeq and is a predicted model, not a curated record. Gene Ontology annotation, cellular component: precatalytic spliceosome. Gene Ontology annotation, biological process: alternative mRNA splicing, via spliceosome; mRNA cis splicing, via spliceosome. Gene Ontology annotation, molecular function: RNA binding. NCBI's taxonomy places the organism in Eukaryota, Metazoa, Arthropoda, Insecta, Coleoptera, Staphylinidae.
UUUAUAUACAACUCAACUCAAAACAAAAUUGAUAUAACCUUUCAAAAUAUUGAGUUUGUGUAACCUAAACCACAGUAUCCGAAUUAAAAAUGUCUCUUUAUGAUGAUUUGGAUGUAAAAUCACGUACAGCCACCGAGAAUGUCUCGGGUUGGUCAUCUGGGAUUAAACUACUACAAUCACAACUCCAGUUGAAGAAAGCAGCAGUCACUCAACAAAAACGCGACGUUCAACGAAAAGUAAGCCUUCCUCCUGUUAUCGACCUCAAAAGCAAACAACGCGAUGAUGAAGACUACAUAUUACCACCGUACAUUCCCAAGAAACCAGAGGUAUUACUCUCAAACACCUCAAAUUAUGGCAAUGAUAUGGACUGGAAUGUUAUUGAUGAGUAUGAUCCUCUUUGGCCCAAUGAAUAUGAAAAGAUAGUGAAAGAAAUGCGUGAACAUCGCGAGCGUGAACGAGAUCGCGAAGAUGAAAAGAAACGCGAAAAGGAACGUGAUAGAAGAAAGAAAAGCAGAUUCAAUGAUGUUGUACCUGAAGAUGAAGUGCAAUCAACACCACAAGCUACACUGCCACAGUUAUCAUCUGGAUUUGCAGGCAGAUGGGCUGAGGAAGAUGAAGAAGAAGAACAUCAGCCACAACCAAAGUCAUCCAGAUCAACUGGUGCAGCAAUUGCUCCACCACCAAGUCUUCAAGAAACAGUUGAAGUUAUUCCUGCUAUUUUAAAACCACAAUUGCGUCCGAUUGAAACUGCUGGUGCUGGAGGAGCAGGUGGUUCAAUAGCAGCCAAAAUAAUGGCUAAAUAUGGUUUUAAAGAGGGUCAAGGCCUUGGAAAGCAAGAACAAGGCAUGUCUUCAGCUCUACAAGUAGAAAAAACAUCGAAACGUGGUGGGCGGAUUAUUCACGAGAAAGAAAUUAUGCCGCCGCCUUUCGGUGCGGCUCCUCCAGGUGGGUCUAAACCUGGGGUUAAAGAAGAAGAAGAACCAACUAUUACUGAGAUAAUGAAAAAUCCAAGUAAAGUGGUUCUGUUGCGGAAUAUGGUCGGUCCUGGUGAGGUUGAUGACGAAUUGGAACCAGAAGUCAAGGAAGAAUGUCAUACGAAGUACGGUGAAGUUAUUAGCGUGGUGAUUCAUGAGAUUCAAGACCAGCCGCCCGAGGAAACUGUAAGAAUUUUUGUCGAAUUCAAACGAAUCGAAAGCGCGAUCAAGGCAGUCGUCGAUUUAAAUGGGAGAUUUUUUGGUGGGCGAAUGGUCAAAGCGACUUUUUAUGAUACUGAGAAGUUUGAUAACUUUCUAUUGCUUGAAUAAUUUGAAUAAAUUUAAUUUAACUUGCAA